Physcomitrium patens is the source of this 1964-nucleotide messenger RNA. RefSeq names its product SWR1 complex subunit 6. Gene Ontology annotation, biological process: chromatin remodeling. The record is from RefSeq and is a predicted model, not a curated record. NCBI's taxonomy places the organism in Eukaryota, Viridiplantae, Streptophyta, Bryopsida, Funariales, Funariaceae.
CGCCCCAUAUCGGCUACAAUCUCAGAAGCACCCACGUGCUUAGUUUUCUUUUUCUUUUUCUGUCACUUCUCCCCCGCCGCUGGCAAGCACUCUAUUGGUGUUGCUCCAUCUUGUUAAACAUAGCUCUACUUCUAAUUCCGAAUCCCGCCACAGUUCCUUCAAAUGAGCUUACAGGCGGGCAUCACUCCAUCGUUGGCGCUACGCUAACGCCUAAUUCCGACUUCUACAGCAUUUUACAUGCCAGUUGCAAAUUCCCAAUUCCAUGAGGUUUUCAUUGGAUUGGGAUCUGUGCCUCAUCCUAUGUGGGCCAACCUAUCACAGCUUGUACUGUUAGAAGCGUAUUACUUUACAUAUUCUCAUCCGUCCGUAUUUUUUUCGUUCAUCGAUAGUGAUUCAUCAACUCAUUUUGAUUUUCGUAAGUUAGGGUUUGGUGCACCGUCUCUCUCAAUUAUCGAUGUGCAAGGUUGUUUGGACAUGAAAGUUCUCGUUUGCAUCGUUGAAGCUGGCUAUGGCGUAGUCGCCUACAAACUAGGGUUUAGAGUAUCGCUAACGUCAAGAGCUGCUGAGAGAUGAGUUCUGAUCGUGAAGAGGAUUUUUUGUUGGCGUCCGGCUAGGAUUGCAAAGUACGAGGACGGUUAGCGUAGAGGGAAGCAUAGGAUACGUUUGGGAGUUUUUGGGUGGAGGACGAAGUCAUGGAGGAUCAUGGGGAGGGAGGGGCUGCCCGGAGAGCGUCUGGAAGAGUUCGUAAGAUUGCGCCUAAGGUGGGGGCAGCCCUUCAGGAUACCAACAUGCGUGCCCAGGCAGCAGCAGCUCGUUUGGAAGCUCUGGAGAAGGACACUAUCGUGUACGAGGCUAUCGACAUCGAUGAUGACGACGAAGCCUCCAUGGAUGAGGAUGAAAGACCCACACAGAAAAAGGCACCCAAGAGCUCGAAGCGGAAAACCCGGCAAGCUAGAGCCUUGGAGCAAGUUGCUUCGACAAAGAAAGCUCCCAGAAGCUUUCUAGACCUGCUUCAAGAGGCCAAUCUGGAGUCGUUACCCCCCAACGCACCGUCUUACUUGCGUGCAGCGGUGGGACCACCAAGCGUAGGGGCACGCCGUCAUUUCUGCAGCGUGUGUGGUUACCUUGCUCCUUACACGUGCCCGCGAUGUGGUGCACGUUUCUGCUGUUCUCGGUGUCAAACCUUACACACCGACACCCGUUGCCAGAAGUUUUUGGCAUAGUGUCCUUUGUUCCUUCUGUUUAUAGCAUGUUCGCAGCUCGUUAUGCUCCCUGCUGCAAGUGGACUGAUGUUCCAGAGAACAAUUUUCACUUGGCGUAAGUCGGGAUGUUCGUGGCAUUAUGUGCUCUUCCUUGACGGAAGCGCUGUGGAUGAUAUCUUUGUGGGAGUGUCUUUCGCAAGACGCCUUGCUCCUGUCAUUGUGGCACACAUGCACCACCAGUGGUGAAGAUGCAACAACUCUUUUCAGAUUGCCAUCAGGAGUUCGAGAUUUUGCGAGCAGGGCUUCAUCUUCAUCUGAGUUCAGAAGUAAAGAAGUUCCAGCAAAAUGCUGAGGAGAAUCGUCGUAGAGUUUUGAGCUGUCCACAACCUGCGUAUUGAGAAUCUGCAGCAAUUAGAACAUCAAGUGAAACGUUUGGGAUAGCACAAACUUACAAUCCAUGCGGUGAGCAAUCUGGAAGCUCACAAGCUAUGAAGCUUAUACUGAUUUGCCAGAACUGGUGCUUACAUGCGAAAAUAUACUGUCUACUUAGUGAGGACCCAUGAUGGAAGUGAAUCCUCUAACCAGGAUUAGGAUUUGGGUUGAAAAUGAUUCAUAUGUCUGCAGAAAUUAUGUUCAAGGUCAGUGAGGUGAUAAUCUCAACGAAUCACAGCAGAAUUUGAGUUCCUGCUGAAAGACGAAGCUUGUUAUGAGGUGCUUUAAAAGUUACCAAGGAUGCCUACUUGUGACUAUAUUUUUCGAAAA